AAUCUUGACGUUCACAAAGCAACCGUUCUCAUGUCUGAAGAAAAUUAUGAGAAAUCAUUGAACGAGAUGAGCAAAAGAAUAAAAGAGACGGAGGCGGAGAAUUUACGUAGCGGUCGUAAACGUCAGAGAGAUCUCUCUCAAUUUCGUAGGGCGCUUCAAGACUUAACAAGACAAGUGGAAGAAUUGGAUAGGUUAAAGACAGAAUAUUAUCGGCAAACUCUGGAGACAGAACAAAAUAAUCACAGCUUCAUUCUAUCCAAAGUGUCAACAGUGAUCAGAGCCGAGGUAGAUAUCUACGAACGGAUCUAUAAUAAAGGAGUUUCUGAUCCGAUUCUGGAAGGGAUGAUAAACCAAGGGACCGAUCCUUUUUGCCCCCAUCCAACUGCGGAUCAUCCUUCCGAAAUAUUUAGUGUUCUCCCGCCAGUUCCCAUUAUCAAUCCAAUACCCGAACCCAAUAGUGUAGCAACAUCGUCAACAAUUGACUUAUCCAAUGAAGACAUGUAUAGUACUAAUGGAGUGAAAAUUCGAUCGCCACUAUCGACAAUAACGGACGAUGUUGACGAGGAACGCGAGUUUAUCAUUAAACCCACCAUUAGUAGGAGGAAUACACGCGAUAAUUCACGUAAUAUUCAUCAAUAUCAUGAUGAAGAAUAUGAUCAAUUUACUAGCGAACAUUCGGAUCCUCUUAAGUUUCACCGACCUAAUAACGGAACGUUAUCCAGUCAACUUAGCUUACUGGUCGGUUCCGACACACCAUCAAUAGGUCGAGAUUUCCAUCCGUCAAUCAAUCCAGGCUUCCACAUUUCAGACGAUGCCGAGUUAUUGCAUGACAAGGAAUUUGCGUAUGGUGUGGAAGAUAGUGGAUUCGAGGGUAGUCUCGCUAGCAAUUCUACUGACUAUGGAAAAAUGAACGAAACGAAAGAGUCGGUUUUUUUGAAGGUUCGAGAAACAACUGUUAGUGAUCCUCCAUUGGAAAUAUAA
Messenger RNA from Acaulospora morrowiae, 981 nucleotides. NCBI's taxonomy places the organism in Eukaryota, Fungi, Glomeromycota, Glomeromycetes, Diversisporales, Acaulosporaceae. The record is from the annotation of a GenBank genome assembly.